Molecule: messenger RNA, 1005 nt
Organism: Penicillium macrosclerotiorum
Lineage: Eukaryota; Fungi; Ascomycota; Eurotiomycetes; Eurotiales; Aspergillaceae
Gene: akr1
Product: putative aldehyde reductase (AKR1)
Exons: 11
Coding region: 1-1005 (334 amino acids)
Cellular component (GO): cytosol
Molecular function (GO): aldose reductase (NADPH) activity
Source: RefSeq, a predicted model, not a curated record
AUGUCUCUCGGAAAGAAGGUCACUCUGAACACCGGUGCCCAGAUCCCCCAGCUGGGCUUUGGUACCUGGCAAUCCGCCCCCGGCCAGGUCGGCGAGGCCGUGUAUGAGGCCCUGAAGGCCGGCUACCGUCACCUGGAUCUCGCCACCAUCUACCAGAACCAGCGCGAGGUGGCCGCUGGUAUCAAGCGCGCGUACCAGGACGUCCCUGGUCUGAAGCGUGAGGAUCUCUUCAUUACUUCCAAGCUGUGGAACAGCCAGCACCGCCCCGAGGUCGUUGAGGCUUCCCUCGAUGCUUGUCUUGCCGAGCUGGAACUGGACUACCUUGAUCUUUACCUUGUUCACUGGCCCGUUGCAUUCCAGAAGGGCGAGUCUUACUUCCCCUUGGUCGAGAACAGCUCUGUCGAGGGUGGUGAUGUGAUCAUUGAUGACGGUGUUUCCAUUGUCGACACCUGGAAGGCCAUGACCCAGCUGCCCAAGAGCAAGGCUCGCGCCGUUGGUGUCUCUAACCACACCGUCCCUCACCUCGAGGCUAUCAUCAACGCGACUGGCGUUGUGCCCGCUGCCAACCAGGUCGAGCGCCACCCUGCUCUGCAAAGCAACGACCUGAUUGAGUUCUGUCAGAAGAAGGGUAUCCAUGUCACAGCCUACUCCGCUUUCGGUAACAACGUGCUCGGCGUCCCUCUUCUCAUCACCCACCCUGAGGUCAAGGCAGUCGCUGAGUCGGUCUCCAAGCGUACCGGCCAGGAGGUUACCGGGGCUCAUGUCAUUCUGGCCUGGUCCCAGGUCGGCGGUCACAGUGUCAUCCCUAAGUCGGUGACUCCGUCGCGCAUUCGCGACAACUUCAAGGAGAUCGAGCUCACUCCCGAGGAGGUGAAGCAAGUUACUGCUAUUGGCAAUGAGCGCAGACGUUACAAUACCCCUUACACUGCCAACAAGCCCCGCUGGGACAUCAACAUCUUCGGUGAGCCCGAGGAGCAACCCGCCGGCCACAAAGUUAUUGUUUAA